AAAGAUAACGUUUUAAAGUCUAUGGACAUAACAAGAACAUUGCUUACAACUGUGGCGGUGAGAUCAGCAGUUUCUCAGUCCCCAAAGACGUUACGAGUGCCUGGCAUGAGUAUCUUAGUUGGCCGGGAGUCAUCAUGUGGACUUCAAGAAAGAAGUUUGAACUUGACCGAAAAAGACAGCUUUCGUCUUCCUCGAAAUAUGAAUCGCGCUUUUGCAAAUGAAAGUGUGGAGUGGGCUGAGUAUCAGAUGUUAAAAACAAGUUUCAAUCCAUACCGCUGGCACGAAAGCUAUCAUAAAGUCAUGUCAGAAGUUCUUAGUCUCGAGUUUACCAACGGUAAGGGUGUAUUACCUGUUGGUGGAGAAGACGUUGACAUUGACAUUAAAAUACCACUAAAUCCUCCUGGAAACAGCUCAUAUGAUAAUAACUACUUUGUCAGACCACAAAAUAUGAGAUACCACAUCGUUGAACUUGAAGAAAAUUCCGAUUCCAUCAUUCUUGAAGUUCAACCUGUCAAUGAGAGUCUUUCAAUGACAGUGUUUGUUAAACUCGGGGAGCGUCCAACCGUUAACAAUUACAGCCAUAUGUCCAACGUACCGGACUUUUCGUCGUGCAGUUGGGACAGAAUUAGUGGCAAUUGGUUGUCAAGAUGCUUAAGAAGUCCAUACCAGGUCAUGUCCACUGGACAUUUUAAACAAACUGGUUUGUAUUACGUCGGGGUUCUGUACGUUGAACGUAGUCACGACCAGUUAAAUCACACUCGAACAAGACGAUCAUGCAACGGAAAAAGGAGACACAGAAGGGACUGCGUUGAGCCAAAGCCACCUCCAGUGAAAGGAAUAGAGUACAAUAAAACUUUGAUUUAUAAUCCUUUUACUGAUGAGAACUAUACUAUAAAAGUUCGGAAAUAUAGUUGUUACUAUUUUGCUUUAACCCAAGGCAAGUGGAGUAAAGAUGGCUGUAAGGUUGGAGAUGAAACAAAUGAUCAUCUACUUCAUUGUAGAUGUAAUCAUCUCACAGGCUUUGGAGGUGGUUUCGUCUUUGCACCAAAUCCUAUCGACUUCAACAAAGUUUUGAACGAGUUUACUAGACUCGAAGAAACAGAAAAUUACGUGGUUCUUGCAACUGUCUCUUCUAUUUUUGGCGUCUUCGUUUUGAUGAUUAUAUGGGCAAGGAGAGCUGAUGUGAAAGACGAAAGAAAGCUGGGACCAACUGUUCAUGUGAAACCGAAUGAAAAUGGCACGUAUAUGUACGAGUUCACCGUAGUAACGGGAGUUUGGCGAAAUGCUGGGACUACUUCCAAUGUGUUCGUUAAAAUCUACGGCACUGAAGGCAUUCUAGAGUCUGUGAAUUUGACCGCGAAUUCACCGCCAGGAAGAAAAAUGUUUGCAAGAGGCAACAUCGAAAAGUUUGUCUUCCAUCUUGAAAAUUCACUCGGAGUUGUAGUUAAGAUAGAAUUGUGGCACGACAACUCUGGAAAGAACUCCUCCUGGUUUCUAGAUCAAGCUCACCUUGUCGAUAUAAAUAAUGAUCAGAGAUGGGACUUCUUCCACCACAGUUGGCUUUGUUUGCACAAGGGAAGUGGAUCUUUAAAAGCAACAAUAAAGUCCGCUGAUCCAGGCAAAGAGACUCGCAGUUUUAAAACACUGUUUUAUUCUGUUUCUUCAGUCGACCUUGCAGAACAUCAUUUAUGGGCCUCUGUGAUAACCAGACCAUUACGCAAUCAAUUCUCCCGCGUCCAAAGAGCCUCUUGCUGCCUUGGUUUACUAUGUCUGGCAAUGGUUUGUAACGCCAUGUUUUAUCAAGUGAAUAGAGUUCCCGAUGAGCCAAUUCAGAUCGGUCCUUUACAGAUGUCAUUACGCCGGCUGAUUAUUGGUAUUAAGAGUUCAUUGAUUAUUGCCCCACUAAGCCUAAUAAUAACUGGAGCCUUUCGAUACCGAAAGAUAAAAAGACAAAAACAGAGACUCAUUGGCGAUAUAGAAGAGAGCUUUAACGUAGAGCGUACUGCUGCAACGAGAUCAAGAUGGUGUAGUCUCCCUUAUUCAUUUUUAUACAUCGCUUGGUUUCUUUGUUUAUCGGUGAUAUUUGUAUCCGCGACCAUAACAGUAUUUUACAGCCUUCAAUGGGGCAAACAAACUGCCAACAUGUGGCUGGCUUCCGUAGUUGCCUCCUGUGUCCAGGACAUCUUUUUUUGGCAACCCGCAAAGGUUCUCACCUUUACAGUCUUAUUGAUUCUAAUUUUCAAGAGACCAAAACUAAACACCAAGAAAGGUGAUAGAUAUAAAUCGUCUUUCACCGAGGAGAUGAAAGAGCUACGCGCCUAUGAAUUAAGAAAGGAAAAGUUCUUCGGACUUGCUCGUCAGUUUGUCGCAUUUAUGGUUUUCUAUCUUUUGUUGAUGAUUGUCGCCUAUGGAGACAAGGAUCACCACAGAUAUCUAUUGACCAAAGGCACUCGGGAUGGAUUCACCUUUUUUUACAAGGUCAACACAGGAGAAAAGAUGUGGACUUACAUGCUGGGUAAAUUUGUCAAUGACGCGUAUGCCGGUGAGUGGUACAAUGGUCAGGUUGAGCAAACGCCAGAAUACAUUGGUAAUAAAGUUUCCAUGCUUAUUGGAAUGCCUCGACUCCGGCAGCUUCGAAUAAAGGAAGAUUCUUGCCAAGCCGCCGAGGAGGUUGAGACGAUUAUUGACAAGUGCUACGAUUUCUACUCGACCCUAGAAGAAGAUACAACUCGUCUAUAUCUUCCCCACUGGAUUUAUUUAUCAGAUUCACAGAUUAAAUGGAAAAAUCUAUCACAACUUUGUCCCAGACCGUGGCGAUAUUCAACUGCAGAGGAGCUCAAUAACUUUCCAUCCUGGGCCCAGCAUCACAUAUAUGGCGGUGGGGGAUACGUUCUUGAUUUAGGAUACGACAAACCGACUGCUAUCCGCAUGAUGGAAGGCGUCAAAGACAAGGAUUGGAUUGACAGGAGAACAAGGGCAAUUCUUCUCGAAUUUCAAGUCUUGAACUUAAAUACUGACUUAAUGAGCAUUAUUACUUAUUAUUAUGAGGUUCUACCUUUCGGAUUUGGACUUACUUAUGAAAAAAUUGACACCAUAAAAAUGUUCAAUUUUCAGUCUACGUCCAGUAGCUUUUAUCUAAUGUGUCAAUUGUUGUUUAUGCUGGCAGUGUUAGUGUAUAUAUCUAUUCUUUUAAUCCGACUAUGUCGCGAGGGAUGUACAUUUUUCAAAAAAAUGUGGAACUGGAUAGACAUCGCUCAAAUUAUGAAUGCCUCGCUAGCAAUUGUGUUUUAUGUCCUAAAGGCAAAGUUUAUGCAUGAUAGUAUAAAAGAAUUGCGAAGGAAUCCUUUUCUCACGGUGAGCUUCCAGUUUGCCAUUUUUUGGACUGACAUGGAAAAUGUUGCCCUAGCAUUUGCUUUGUUUAUUGCCACAUUCAAAAUUCUCCAUUUUAUUCGCCUUAGUCCGCAUGUACAAAUACUGGCUUGGACAGUAAUUACUGCGAAAAACGACAUUUUAUCAUUCAGCUUUCUCUUUGGAAUACUGUUUAUUGCACAUGGCCAGUUUGCUUUCCUGGUUUUUGGUGAUUCAGUGUUUUCAUUUUCAUCAUUCAUUCGUUCAUUUGCCUCAGAGUUUGAGUUAGCACUGGGUAACACUAUUCAUGUUGCUGAACUUGACGAUGUCAAUAGAGUGCUAGGUAACCUUUUUACCGCUAGUUUUAUGAUCGCCCUUGCAGUUCUUCUUAUAAACAUAUUUGUGUCUAUUUUAGAUUUUAACCUACACAAUGUAAAGGAGGAUGAAGAGAGGCUGCAAGAGGCAUUUGGUAUGGGGGAGUUUAUUAAGUCGUUGUUCGGCAAUGAUGAUAACAAGCAAAACGGUAAAUAAGUACCUUUUUGGUGAUAGAAUUCUUUCGAUUUAGCUCGCUUUUCAAUCAUGCAUGUUACAAAAGAAUAGAGGAAACCGUUUGCAGCAAACCUUAGAUGUUACAAAAAGAGCUAAACUUACCCUUCAAGUGACGCACAACAACAAAAGAAACAGCUAUGCAAAAUGAAUCACAGAUACAAUACGGGGUAGUGUAAGGACAUUGCAUCAAAGAUGUAUUUACUCAAUGAUAACUUAAAUUUUUUUUUUUUUGAUUCUGUAAUUGGAUAGAGUAAGGGCGAAGAAUCUGA
Pocillopora damicornis (cauliflower coral) is the source of this 4166-nucleotide messenger RNA. RefSeq names its product polycystin-1-like protein 2. Gene Ontology annotation, biological process: detection of mechanical stimulus. NCBI's taxonomy places the organism in Eukaryota, Metazoa, Cnidaria, Anthozoa, Scleractinia, Pocilloporidae. Gene Ontology annotation, cellular component: membrane. The record is from RefSeq and is a predicted model, not a curated record. Gene Ontology annotation, molecular function: protein binding; calcium channel activity; calcium ion binding.